Molecule: messenger RNA, 469 nt
Organism: Coniophora puteana RWD-64-598 SS2
Lineage: Eukaryota; Fungi; Basidiomycota; Agaricomycetes; Boletales; Coniophoraceae
Exons: 2
Coding region: 34-372 (112 amino acids)
Source: RefSeq, a predicted model, not a curated record
CUUUCUACCGCCUUUCUUCCGAACGUAUUCAACAUGAACAUGAACAUGGAAGGUUACUACACGUUGAACAACCCCGGCUACUCUUAUGCCGAUGAACGCGAGAAGAAGAAACAGAUCCAGGCGCAAUACAGGGAUGAGGAGCGGCGAUUGAUUGAGAGGCUGCAGGCUCUGACGGGUUCACCCGAUAAGCGCGCAACGGUCCUCUCGCGCGCCGCAGAUACGAUGGAGAACCUAUCUCACAAGGUUGAUCUCCUAGUGCAGGAGAACCAGGUGCUUACAUCCAGGAUGAACGAGCUGCGCGAGCAAAACAGGCAGCUUCAGGCUUGGCUGCAGACGCAGAACGGUUUCAACAAGGGAUACUGGCCACAGUGACCGACAGUCAGAACUUGUAAGAUUGGUGGAAGAAUAUCUCUCGUCGACACAUGUAGAGUUUCAGUUUCUUGCGCACAUCGUACAACUUACAGUAUAU